GAGGUGGAGGCUCGCGAAGAUGGCGGCGCUGUGCGAGAGCUUCACGCUGUGCGGUUUGGGUCCCAGCAGCGGCGUCGGCCUCGAGGGCGGUCUCCUGGCGCUGGAGCCGGGCCCCGACCGCGACCACGUCCUGCUCACCGACCGCGGCAGGACGGCCACGCUCUUCAAGGUCUCAGAUCAGAAGCCACUGGGCUGUUGGUCGGUUAAACAUGGGCAGAUUAUCACCUGUCCAGUUGUAUGCAACUUUGAAACUCAUGAAUAUAUAGCGGUUCAUGAUGACAAGGUUUUAAGAAUAUGGAAGAACACAGAUGUGAACUUGGACAAAGUGUUUAAAGCAACGCUUACAGCUGACGUGUACAGAAUACAUUCACUACCCAAAGGAGGGCCAGUGGUACUAUUCAAAGGAGGGGGUGUUCGAACUUUAGAUGUCCUUUUGGAAGCCCCUCAACAAGAGAUUGAAAACAUUAUCUCGGAUGAAGUCAUCAAGUGGAGUGAAGCCUUUAUGGAACGUCAACAACCUGUCUUGAUUUUCACUACUGAGAAAGAUGAGGAUGUUUUUGUCUACGUGCAGAAAUUUAAAAUGAAUAAUCUACACAAAUACAAGCUUGAACAACAGGCAUUAUCUAAGCCACUGAGUUUCACAGCGUAUAUAAAAAAUCAAAUCAUCACACUUCUGUGUUUGUCUUCCAAUGACUCUGUGUACAAGUUUCUGAUACCUCUGCAGCAAAAUACUGAAGAGGAAGAGCAAAUUUUGCCCAGGUCGCUACUCCUGAACCUUUCGGUAUCUGGAAGUGUUCUAAAAGGAACUUCUUUCGUUGUUCUUGAUAAAGACCACAUUGCAGUGUUAGGAAGUCUAGCUACAGCUGGUGAAGAAUCCAAAGAGUGCCUAACCAUAUGGAAUACAAAAUUUCAGACGUUGCAAACUUCAAAGGAGCUGCCCCUGGGAACCAGUGGACAACUAUGGUGUUAUGAGAAAAAGUUUUUUUUUACUCAUGGGAAAGUGCUGACAGUGCUUAUGUACAAGUGUGAAACGUCAUCCUUAGCAGCCGCUGUGGGGAAGCUCAAGGACAGUCAAACCCCUGAUGUGUCUUCGUUUGUAAACUGGAAUACCCUUGGAGAUGAAGAGCUGGUGGUUUCCUUUCAGUCCCAGCAGUCUGUAGCUCUAAAACCUGAGUCCAGAAUGACUUUAAGAUCAAAAAAGAACACUGUUGCUAAAGUACAGCCAGAUACCUUAUCAGUUGGGCAGCUCUUACUAAAUCUGAAAGAUGCUUCUACAACUGUACUUGAAAAUGAAUUGAGACAAUUGAUGUCAAAAGGACAGAUGCCGGAUUUCCAAGCCACUAUUGGAUGUGUAGUAACUGCCCUUAUAAACAGAUGUAAGGCAAAUCCAAAGUACUACCCUCGAAAUUUCCUGCUACAGAUAGUCCAAACCCGAGACUUGUCUUACAGUUUAUGUCCAGAUUUAAUGGUUGUUGCUUUGGAGAAAAAAGAUCUACAUCUCUUACAAAUCUGCUUACAACGGUUUCCAGAUAUUCCUGAAGAAAUUACUUACGCUUGCUUGAAAGUAUUUUUAAGCAUUAGUGAUGCCUAUCUUCAAAGAAUAGAUCUGAAUCUAGAAUCUGUUAUCUGUUACCUUGAUAUCGAAUUCAACAAUAAGGAAGUUAAGACUGAAAUUGUAGAAAAUGGUUUCAGUACGGAGCUGGAACAAGACAUCUGGGAAACUAAAAUCACCAAGAAACCCCAUGUGAUGAGUGAUGGUGAAUCCUGCCCUGUUGGACCCCAGAAGGCAGCGUUACUAAAUGCUAUUCUCCAUUCAGCUUACAGUGAAACAUUCCUUUUGCCUCAUCUGAAAAACCUUCCAGCUCAGCAAGCUGUUCUCUUUCUCAGGUAUUUAUACUACCUGUAUGUGAAAUGCAGUGAAAAAAUUACUACCACUCUUCCUGGAACACACCCUCCAACUGUAAAUCAGAUUAUGGAUUGGAUAUGCCUAUUACUUGAUGCUCACUUCUCAGUUAUGGUGAUGCUACCAGAAGCAAAAGAGUUGCUUUCUAAGCUGCAUAAGUUUGUAAGAGCCCAAGUACGGUUCUACUCUGAACUAAACAAGAUUGAAGGAAGUUUGCGAGAAUUACAAAGACUUAACCACCAGAAGGACCCUCAUACAUAUUCUAUUGAAGUGCUGGAACUUAUUUGAAUUUGAAAUGAAUUAUUAACACAUUUUUUAUUGAUUCCUUUUAUGAUGAGGAUGUAUUAGCACUCCAUAUUGGGGAUGUGAAAAAUUGUUUUCUACAUAGGAGGAGCUCGGUUACUCUGUAGCUUCGUGGGAGUUUUAAGUUUGAAACUCGUGUAUUAAAAGCUCUCUUUUUAACUGGAUGAGAAGCUGGAUGCUUGUUUAUAUUUUCAUGUAUAAUUUUGAUACUUCUACGUAGUGAUAAGAACAUCCUAAAAUACCACUUAGUGUAGGGUAUUUGCAGUAAAGCUUCAACAGAUGUUUCAUCAAAUGAAUUGACUUUAACUUAAUAGUUUAAGUCUCUGAUUAGAUUCUUCAGAGUUCUCUUAUCUCCACGCAGGUUAUGAAGUACAGAUGAACUCAUUUGAGUUUGCUGCUUUGACUUUUCUAUUUUUAAAUUGUUUUUACUUUGUCCAAAGAUGCCUUUGACAUUUACAGACUUAGUUUAAACAGGAAAGGGAGCUUAAGUGUAGGUAUAGGGUUGUUACCUAAUGUUGCUUUCUUUCUCCUGUGUGUCAUAGUAUCACAACUUGGUAGUGUACCCUUUCACUCUCUCCUUUCCAGUCAACCAGCUCCUCUUAUGCUGCUUUUUGAAAAAUAGAAGGGAGGGAGUCGUGUGGCAGUCAGUAGUUAAGAGUCUUGAAUGACAAUAAUCUAAAGCUGAUUUGAUACAUCUCGUAUCUGAUAAGACCACCUGCAUCCAGAAGCUGCUAGUGAGGAGGAAGAGGUACACAGCAGGAUUCAGAUUCCUUCCUCAAAUGAAAGUGCAGCUAUUUAAUAAGAUGCCUUGUUACACUCUUUAUCUCAGAGAUUGCCAUCAGCUGAAGACAACUGUUUUCUCAAGCAGAGAAGCUGCUCCUCUGGAGCAUGCUCUCCUGCACAGACUUGCAGAAUGGAGUUCUUGGAUUUCAGCAUAAUCAGCUGUACUUCAAGACUUCUGCUUUAGAAAUUUCUGAAGCUUUCCGAUGUUGAAAGAUUGUAUCCAAGAUGGUUUCUGCUCUUUAACUAUUCAUCUAUUGAAAUCUCGCCUAUAUAUAUUUGAAGUUUUGGGGGAAAGGAAGCAUAAAAAUAUUCAGAUAAAAUUUGACAGAGUGACCAUGCCACUGAUAACUGCCAGCACAGCUUAGAGCAAGAAUGGUGUCUUGCCUGACAGAUUGGAGCAAAGAACUAAACUAGCUGAAAAUAACUUCAUUUUUUGGAUAAUCAUUCUUCUCUGACAAUAUAAGCAUAUGUCACAGAGGAGACAUCCAGUUUGACUUGGAGUAGGAUGUUGGAAAUAAUUGUUUAAAUAAAAGCAUUUUCUUCCUUUCCCUGGCUAGAACUAGAACACAAGAUGAUUAUGGCUGAAGUGCUAGGUGCAUAACUUACUGAACGUGGGCUGUGUAACUUUGAAACAGUUAAAAACCUGAAGACUCUCUGGAAGUUGGUAUGUUCUAGUUGUAUAUGGAGCUAUUGGAGGUCAGUACCAAAUGUUUGUAGGAGUAAAUUUAAAAAACCACUACAAUGGGCAGCUGAAGAAUCAUGUAGGGGUACUUCUGGCACUGGCAGUAGUUGCUUUUAAUUUUCUGAACAAGAAAACUCAUCUCCUGUUUAAAAUAAGAACAUUCUUACCUACAUCAGUGUCUGUUUUCUCCAAGUACUUUUUCAAGGACUGAACACCUGAAGUUAACCUCCUGUAUAGUGCUUGCUCUAUACAGCUUCAAUUCUAGCAUUUCAAAUUAUGUCUUAGCUUUAGAUUCAAUUUGACCAUCUUUAAAAACACAUAAUGAACUAAAGGUGUGUGAAAGCACCCCUCUUUGAAGGUAUUACAGGUAUAGGUAUCUAUUGAAUUGUACUUCCAAUUCAUUUAAAACUGGCAUGUUAUAAGCUGCUUGUGGGACUGAAUAUUCAUCUAAAUGAUGGAAUGGGGAGAAUGAGGCAGAUAAGCAUAAUGCUAGAUUUUUUUGAAGUCUAGUAUAAAAUUAAUGGUUGGUGACAAGCCUUCAGAGAGUAUAGACUGAUGUCAAUACAUGUUCAGAACAGCAAAUAAGUUAACUUAUUUUUACUAAUAAUGUGAUUGAAUAUUAAUGUAAUUCAGUCUAUUGAUACACUUUGGUUUUCGUCAUACUAAAUAAAAUGGUAAUUG
Strigops habroptila (Kakapo) is the source of this 4352-nucleotide messenger RNA. It is a transcript of the gene NOL11, whose product is annotated as nucleolar protein 11. The record is from RefSeq and is a predicted model, not a curated record. Gene Ontology annotation, biological process: maturation of SSU-rRNA. The coding region runs from base 20 to 2191 and encodes 723 amino acids. Gene Ontology annotation, cellular component: nucleus; nucleolus. Lineage: Eukaryota; Metazoa; Chordata; Aves; Psittaciformes; Psittacidae. The transcript has 18 exons. Gene Ontology annotation, molecular function: protein binding; RNA binding.